GUGACGCUGACGUGGCAGUCCCAUCAGAUGUGGGGUUGGUAGGGAGCGUGGGAGAUCAUCGGCGCGAAUUCUGCCGCGGUAUACAGAUGGCUUUGAUGGGCGACAAGCAGCGACGGGCCACCGACUGGCUCAUACUCGUUAAAGGAGCUCGUUCUCGUUUACAGGAGAUGGUGGAGGCACUGCGAUCACAACUGGGAGUCAGACCUGAGGCUGUUGGGGGGGCAGCUUCAUCGGGUCCGCCGUAUCGGGAAGUGAUGUCGAACAUGUUGCAGAUUGUCUGGGAGCUGCAGCAUCUGCAAACGGAGGGUCUCAUGGAUGGUCAACUGGAGUCUCUGAAGCAGUGUUGCGACGACAUCAUGGAGGAGGGGCAAGAUGUGUACGCGGCGCUGGAGGAGGAGUUCUACUUGCACUUGUUCGAGACGGAAGAUGAGGAUUACACCGAAGCGUGCACCACUGGUAGUGACGAGCUGCAGGGGGGUCGAACUGGUGUUGAUAUCGCCCUCGCUACUUAUAAAAAUGCAAUUGAUAACAACAUGUUUGUGCAGGUCCGGGGUAUAGACAUAGGGAUCGUCAGCUUGGGCUUGUCCGACAACAACGUCAACAACAACAACAACAACAACAACAGCAACAAUAACAACAACAACACCAGCAGCAAUCACGACGCAGGGAUUGUGGGCACCGGCAAGAUUACGACAGUCGAGCGCGACACUGGUGCAACGUGCACACUGGAUUGCGAUAAUAACAACAGUGACAACGACAAUGACACUGAUAACAACAACGGUAAGCACGACACUGGUGCGAGUGACGAAAUCGUGAGCCCGCGCACGCUGGAUUGUGGUAACAACAACAGUGGUAAUGACAAUGAUAUUAAUAACAACGACGGCAACCACAUGAAGAAUGUCAAUAUCGGCGGUUUGGACCCGCUGGAUGCCGCACUGCAAGCAGCAAAGGAAAUUGUUGCCAAAGCUCACAGGGAAGUAGAGAGAAUAGAAAGGAUAAUGGCUGAGGCGAUCCAGAGAGGAAAGACAGCAGCCAGACAGGCUGAGCUGUUGGAGAGCUUUGAGAAGGCCAAGACUGAUGGCCGUAAUUCUGAUAUUGUUCAGAGUCUUGCAGAGUGGGCCCUGCUAGAAUCCGCUCAUGCUAGGAACGUUUCCACGGCCUGGAAUGACAGGAUCACAGCCGAAGAGACCAGACUGGACUCGAUGGACGCCACCCUGCAGCGACUAUUAGAUGCCUUCUUCAGGCAGUUUCCACCAUCUCCUAAACCUAGUCCUCCACCCACUCCUCCUACCCCUCCACCCAUGACACCACCACCACAGCAAUCCCAUCCUGAAACUGUGCCCACACAGGGACCGAGUUCUGGCUAUCUACAGCUUGAACAGUGGUUUCCCAAGGUGACCCAACCUGAGAAGUUCACUGGGAAAGACCCCAAAGUGGACGUCUCAGACUGGAUAGCCCAAAUGAGGUCGUACCUCGGGGGUUAUACCUGUCCAGAAGUGGACAAGGUACGAGCCACACUGGCCCUCCUGGCAGGGGCUGCGCUGAAGUGGGAAACUUCUGAGGCCAACAAGGCCCAGAAGCAGCUAGAUGAUUUGAUUGUUGUGAGUGGUCUGGACACGAUCUUUCAGGACCUAGAAACCAGGUUUGCUGAUAAGGACAAGGCCAGCAAGGCCGCUGAUGAGCUUGUGAGACUAGGCCAGGAUCGAAAUGGUUGAGGAGGAUGUUAAUAAAAGUGCCUUCAAAAC
Molecule: messenger RNA, 1745 nt
Organism: Chara braunii
Lineage: Eukaryota; Viridiplantae; Streptophyta; Charophyceae; Charales; Characeae
Source: the annotation of a GenBank genome assembly